Molecule: messenger RNA, 8546 nt
Organism: Rhopilema esculentum
Lineage: Eukaryota; Metazoa; Cnidaria; Scyphozoa; Rhizostomeae; Rhizostomatidae
Source: RefSeq, a predicted model, not a curated record
AGUAGAUUUAUUUUGACGAAGGGGUUUAAAAAUGCGCGGCACGUUUUUUAUUGAUGUUAGCAUAUGUAUUUCAUUACGGACGGACACUCGACCCAUUCCCUUAUUAAAAGGAAAGGAAAAUACUCAAUCAGUGACGAAAUGGCGAGAGAGAGGAGGGAAAGUUAUGGCCUAUGAGCGGAACUGCAAUACUUGGAACAGGGAUGGAUAGAUCAAGUGCGAUAUGCUUUGAGUUUGAGCCACAGAAGUGGCGAAAAAGUAAAUGUAAGCAUUGUUUUCGAGAUAUUGAGCUUCACGUAGGUUUUUCAAGUGACGGUGAUAACUGCUAUUCAGAAUUAGACAAUAGUGGAAAUGAAAACAAAUACAAGACGACAGACACCGCAAGCAACCUUUCAAAUGAACAACGUAAAGCCGAUCUCAAGGAAGAACUAGAUCACGAGGUUUUAAAAAUCACUAAGAAGAUUAAAGCGAAGAAAAGCAACAAUGGAAAGCAAGAAGAUACGCCCGUCCUUGGUGAUUCUGCUACUGAGAAAGCCAGUGUCUACAGUGUUGGUGAAGCAGCUAAUGUGAUUGAUAUGAAUGAGCAAUCUGAAAAGGCAGACUUCCUACUUUUGUCAAGAUCUUUUGAAGAAGAAAGUCCAAGUCUCCAUAGAAAACAUAGCUUAGAGGCAGAAUGCCUGCUCACUCGUUCAUCUUGCAUGGAAUUCUCAUCAACGUCGUCGUUGGCGAGUUUUGAUGCUCUUGAGGAUAACACUCUAAGUUCGUAUUCAUACAGCGGAAGUCGAGAUAAUUUGGAUGGCUUUGCUUCAGGCGACGAACUUUGCUUUCAAGACAAGACCGUUGAGAAACCGAUUCCAAUUUUAACUGAAAAACAGCCUGCUGAUUACGAGGAGGAAAUAGAUAACCUACAAGAUAGACUCAAAUACUUAGAGAGGGACAAAGACAGAGUAACCCAAGCUUUAGAAAGGGAACUAGAAGGACUGAAGCUGCAGUUAGCUACCUAUUCAGCCAGGGAGAACAUCACAAUUGUGAAAAAUAGGCUUGAGCUUGAAGGAAAGAAUCAGGCAAUUCAAGAACUAGAAGAGGAAAAUUGUCAUUUACGCAGCGCAGUUGAGGAUCUUAGAUGCAAUCGAGAUAGUGAGGAGACGCAAUAUGAUUGGCUACAGGGAAAAAUAAAGAGGCGCAAUAAGCGCUUGCAGUGUCUUGAAGAUGAGAAGAAAACAUUGGAAGAGCGUUUGAAACUGGCUGAAGACUUACAGAAAAACGAUCGAGACCUAUUAGAUGUGCUUCGAAACCAACUGACGUCACUCGAGAGUGAUUUGUUAUCAGCAGAAGAUAAAAAUAAACAAUUAGAAGGGGAGACAAGGAAAUUAAAGUCUAUUGAAAAUGAUCUUAAGGAAGAAAGGCAGAUCUCUCACAAGGUCAAAAGACAUGUCGAGUUUUUGAAUGGGAAAUUGAAAGUAAGAGAGCAACAUGUGAGCUAUUUGGAAGAAGAUAAUGUUAGUAUGCAGCAGGAAAAGUCAGAUUUGGAAAUGAAGUUAGAGAAGGACAGAGAGAAGAUUGAACGGCUAAACAGUGUUGUCAAGGAGUUAAAAAAGGAGGUGAAAGAAUGCCACGAGGAGAUUGAGAAACUAAGUGAAGAGAAUAGCCAACUAGAACAAGCUCAUUGGCAAGUAGUCAUAAACCAAAACGAUACUUCAGGACAAUUAGAGAGUUACAUUAAAGAUCUUGAAAAAAGAGCUAGCCAGGGAGAGGGCAGAAUAAGGGAGUUAGAGGCUGAGAAUGAAUCUGUGAUAAAUCAGUCCAGUGAGCUAUUGGAGAACUUGGUAUUGUCUCAAGAGGAAGUUGAAGAGAGCAAACGACAGUUGGAUUUGAUAACUGGAAGUUACAGUCGUUUACAGUCGAUUAAAACUGACCAAGAAAAGCGAAUGAUGACAAUGCAGAGGAAACUAAAGAAGUUGCAAAAAGAAAAGAAAAAGUUUCAAAUUGAAAAGCAAGAAGCUGAUGAGAAAAUAUCUCUGCUUAAGAUGAACGACGAUAAGGUCUCGUCAAAAUGUGAUGAUUUAGAGAAAGGAUAUAAAAUGCUGCAAUUAAAGUUGAAGUCAACGGAAGCAAAAUUGACAAUGGUAGAAAGUAAUAAAAUUUAUAUCGAAACAAAACUAAAAGAGUAUGAAAAUAAGUUUAAGAUAAAUAAUAAUAAGGUAUCGAAAUUAGAUAGCAUUGUUUGUGAUUACUUGAAAAGUGUUGGCGAGUAUCAAGGUGCUGAGGCUGGUGCAGAUGUCAUAGAAACAUUUGAGGUUAAUCUAACCAAGAUCGUAGACUUAUCUGGGAAAUUAAAAUCGCAACUUAAAGAAUAUGAGGAUAGAAAUACUUCUCUACUAAGGAUGGUAGAUUUUGGGGAAAAGCGGAUUGAAAAAAUCAGCGAAUUUUUAGAAGUAACACAGAACGAGAAAGAUAUCUUGAAGUACUUGUUGGACGAAAAAAAUGAUGAUUGUCAAAGAGUUCAUGAAGCGUUCUUGACAGGCAUUGCGUCUCUAGCAAAUCAAAAUGAUUUUCUGGAAGAAAAGCUUUCAGAAAUGAGAGUAUUGGAAUCAGAAAUCAAAUCGUGCGAAGACCGUUUGGAUUCAGUUUGCAUUUACGACAUAGAAGAAACAGAGUCACAGUUUGUUCCUGGCCAGGCCUGCAAUGAUAGUGGCAUUGAGAGCUCAACCUAUCAAAAUGAACCUGCAUCUGAAAAUCAGGAUGUCAAUACCUGCACUAAUGCAGCAACUGAUGUUAGUGGUAUCUUGCCAAUAGAGAAGGAUGAUGUUGAUCAAAAAUCUUUAUCGAAUUACCAGCAGCUUAGUUGUAUGUUUAGCGAGUUUGAAAAUGAACCACUUUCCGAAACAAAUAAACCUACUGUCGAUUCAAGUUGUUGUCGUAAGACUUCUCUAGGAGCCUCUUUUUCACCUUCCAGUGAAGAUAAUUUUUUGUCCAAUCACGAGAAGGGGCUUUUUGAAUGGUGCAAGGAAAGUGGUAUACAAGAAAUGGAGCAUUAUCGGCCUGAAACUAGAGAUGGUGACAAAGCAGAUUUAUUAUCGAAUACAUAUAUUAAUGAAAAUAUUCAUGAUGCAGGGGAAAAACAGUGUUUGGAAAAAACGAAGGACUACUUUUCAAGUUCAUUUAGAGAUCCAAAUGUAUACGAGAGAGAUGAUAUUCCGGCCCAAGAACCACAUAUUGACAUCAAAAUUGAGGAGGGAAGCUGUCAAGAAAUUGAAUGUCCUCAAAUGACAAUGUCGUCUCAAGAAGAUGAAACAGAAGAGCAGUAUGUUGACAUUGAUUGUUCAGAACAGGCAAGAGAUGGAGGGAAUGUUGAGCUGAGUUGCACACUCAAAAAUGUUGAGGCCCAGAAGAAGAUGGAAAGUUCAAGGCCAUUUACCUCCAUAAAAUGUAUCUUCCAAGUGGAGACAGAUCACCGGGGGUCGCUGUUGGAUUACUCAGAAAAUCAAGUGAAGAAUGAUAUUUCCUCCGAAGGUAGGAAGGGAAACGAACAGCGUGAUUCGCACGGGUCAUACUAUUCGAUCGCUGCAUCUAAUGUUGGCUUCACUCCGCUCCAAACGGAGGUCGCACACCCCAUUCAGAAAGAGGCCGCAAAUGAAAUAAACGCCACUAAAAGGAAAGAUAGUACCCCUACAGCUCGCAGCCACAAGGCUGGUAUUGGACAACUGUAUCAAAUAUCACAAGAAGACUGCGGUGCAAUAACAUUAACGAUCCCUUCAGCAAGUCUAGAGGGAGAAGAUUUAGAAUCAGAUGCAGCUUUAAGCACAGGAAAUAGAAAUGAGGUGAAAGAUACUCUUGAAGAGUCGUGCAUCAUUUCUGAACAAUUUCACGCUGUAGAAGGUACAUAAAACCAUGAUUUUGUACGCACUGAAUAAAUGCUAUCGCAGAUGAUAUGUGAUGGUUUUUGACUCAACUUGUUUGGUUCUCGUAUGAUUUUGUAGUUUUCGUCGUAUUUGAGACGCAGUUGGUAAGAUAAAAGCAAAUAGGAGCGAUAAAAUUGUUUUGUCUGUAAAAUGAGCUUCUGUUAUUGAAACCAUACAGAAGGAUACACCUGUUCGGUGAUAUUUAGAUAUAUCGCUAAUCCUCAUGUGAUUUCUUGAGAGAGGCCAGUCCGCUAAUGCUCCAUCUCUUUUACUCGAUAUACCACUACAAAUGGUCCUCGAAUCCCUCUCUUACAUCAUUCAUUCUAUUGCAUUCCUUUUUAAUCACGUCAAUCCUCAAUAUUAAGAUUAGAAUCUUAAAAAAGUACAACAUAUCUUUUUAGAGAGGUUACGCAAAUUUAAUUAUCGUUUUUACAUAUUACAAAACUUAGCAUUUUUCACGUUCGAUUUUCAAACAUAAAAUCCAGUUUGUGCCAGCUUAACUCACAAUGCUUGGGAAAUAUGCAAGUAUUGAACUUUGGAUUGCAUUUGGAUUCAAUUGACGUAUUACAACAAGGGACCGUUGUAAAAGCUGAUGAAGAAAUCAUGUCAUGGAUGGGGUUGACUAUCUUUCAAUCUCACAUCUGAUAUUAUUUGAGGCUCCUUAUGCGUAAAUCGAGGCAAAUGUAAUAUGCUAGAUGCCUAGUCUAUGAUUAUUGAUUCAUUUGCAACAUUAUGAUAUGCUGUUUUGAAUGAAUUAAUGAUUGGUUGUUCACAAUACCACGUGUAGAGAUAGGUAAAGUUUUUAUUUUCUUUGGUUCAGCGAAGGGUCGAAAGCGAUAGGUUGGCUCACGUAAAUUAAAACUGAUUAUGUUCGCCAUUUUUGAAACCGAUAAUUAUGACCAGUGUCACAGGACCUUCCUUGAUGCUGUUUCACGUUUAUUGUUAAACAUUGCUAUUGACCUUAACGCGUGAUUACAGUUGCGCUGUCGUUGCAUGCACGUUGACGAGUAUAUUUUGUGUUGAAAUUCUGUUCAUGUUGGUCUGUAGGCUCAGCUGUAGUUUAAUGUUAGUAAUUGUAUUAGUUAUUAAUGGGUUAAAGUGGAAUUUUGAAUCAAAGUAGAAUCUCAUUUAUUAUAAUUAAUAGACAUUAUGGAUUUAAUUGACUAUAGUAGUUUAAUUUUUAAAUUUUUGUAUUGAAUUUUACACAUAGAGGCAUACACAAAAAGCGGCCUGAGCUAUUUAGAAGAAUCAGCAAAUUAUUUACAAUAAGAUAGCCAAACAAGCUAUUUGUAAGGGGAUGCGGUGAAGUAUUGUCCUUGAUCUUCAUGUCAUAUGCAAAACAGUUUAAGAAUGAGAUCAGACUUAUCCGUGUUAUAGGACAACUUACAGCUUUUUAGGAGAUUCAUAAGGUCAUAGUGACUUGAAAACGUCAGUUAACAUUGCAAAUUGAAGAGUUCCAUGAGAAAAGACUAAUUGAAACUUUCUGAUAUACAAUUUUUUGAAACUUCUUAUUACCUGUUCCUUUUGCCCUGAACAUAGAUGCCACAAGAAAGCAUCUGCAUCGUCAUGCGAACUAUGCCGUUGCCGUUCGAGGUUUCCCUUGUAACGGUUCCGGGUUUGACGUCAAUCACGUCCAUAUCUUCCGUUUUAUUUUGCUAGUUUGCAUCAGAUUUGCCCAACACUUCUAGAUACUUAAUAGAGAAUUAUCAAAGACGUUGCAAGAAUAAAUUAUUCAGUAUUAAUAUUGAAAAUUAAGAGAUUUAAUUGUAUUUUAUUUCUGAAGUAGCUUUGUAUUUAUUUCUUUUAACUAGCCUCAGUGGAUUUUUAUUUUUAUGAAUUUUCCCCAUUCAGAUGUUUAUUUGCUAUAUCACUUACCCUUUGAAAAAAUAAACAAAUUUGUACCGUGACCUUUAUAGAAAUGUUUCGCCAAUGCUUCAGCAACGAAGGUUUGACUUGGCAGCCAAUGCACUGGCUUCUGAUAUGGCAAAACUGGCUAUAAGAACGACUUUAUGGGUACUAUAUACUUUAGAAUUAACACUAUUUGUCAGAUUAGGCUUAUUGGUUAAUGGGAUUGCGCGUCUUCCUGGAAAAAGCUCACUAACCUGUUCUGCUAAGCACGAAACAUCAGAAUGGGUUUUUAAUGUCAUACAUCAACAUUAACCCGGAAAAACCUCGAAAUGGUUUGGCUAAAAUUUCUGUUGGAAAGUCAUUUUUGAAAGGGAAGAAAAGACAAGAACUUUUCUUGAUUAUUUUUGUCCGGGAUUGUCUUCUAUGUAUAACAACUACCUUGUUCAUCGACAAUGCAAAGCUUAGUUUGCCAAGCACUGCACUGACCUCUACAUUUUAGAAGAACCGCAACCAUACAUACUAUCAAAGGUUUAAUUCUUAACCUGAAUGGUCGCUGGAAGUGGCAGGCGUUCUGUGUCCUGACAUGGCUCUUCCUUUAGUGAAAUUAAAUACCAGGCAGAGAGCCAAUAUCGAAGCCAUGCAAACCUCGCCAACAUUCUCCAAAAUGAAUGGAAUAUGUUGUGCCACAAGUAUAUAUUAUUGGAUCUUUAUCUAUGUUAUUUUUACAUCCAUGUUUAGGUUAUAGAUCCCGAGUUUGCCUGAAAUUGCCGAUAACGACAAAACGAGGUGACUCUAUCAGCUACUGUCGCAAAUCUUUUAUAAACCUGCUCAUAAUGUGAAUAAAGUCUUCGUACCAGAAAUUUCUUAGGUUGUAAUUUCAUUUCUGCGAUAAUGGUAGAAUGUUAAGAUAUUUGAUGGGGAGGUUUAAAAUGAUUAGUAGCAGAUUACUUAGAUAAGUCGAAAUAUACAGUGUCGCAUGUACAUCCCUUUGCGAUAACAUUUUCUGGUUUUGAACUGCUGGUUGGAUAUAUCUCGACUUACGGAUUGCAGUUUUGGAACCGCCUCCAAAUCUUUUAAGGUCUUCAAGCAGACAAUGAUAUCUCACGCGUUGAAGUCAUUUUAGCAUUUGCAGAGUUUAAUGUAAAGCACAGCAACGUUAAGGUCGAAGAAUUAGAAAGUUACGAAUCAAAAUUAGGAAGACUUAGUAAGAUAGACUGCUGAUGAAAUCGAUGGAACAGAAAUGAAAAAUUCUAAAGAUGAAAGAGAUAAGCGUGCAUUUUCAAUUUAUGGGAUAUGAGAGAGGUGAGUGGAUGGAUGAAUGACGUCAUAGAAAUGGCUGAUUGAGAAAAAAGGAAGAAAGUGAACGAUAAAGAUAGAUUUAUGACAAAAGGAAUGAGGGCGAAAACGAUGUCAGUAAUUAAUCUAGUUUUUGUCCGAAACACCUAUUUCUGAAGAAAGUUUUAUCAUCUGAAAUAAAUUUUCUGAAAAGGAAUCAAUCUGAACAACCAUACUGAUUGGGUCCUCUAGUAUAUCUUUUCACGGACACUUUACAAUUGUAUGAUAUAUGAGAACCUGUAUCAGCCCAAAAAGCAAUAGCAAGCAUCAAACUACGAUAGCAUAAAAGCACUGAUAAAAUAGCUGUGAUUAUAUGGAGAUGGCACAGAAUUGUGGAAACAACCUCAAACGCGAGGGCUCAACAAGGGCAAUAUGAAACAAGGUGAAUAUUGAACUUUCAAACGCGUACCUCUCAGAGUAAAUAAUAAUUUUUAAUAAUAAGCUUAAAUAACGCAACAGCAUUGCAAAUCUGAAAACAGCGUUGAACAUCACACCGAGCACACGUGCAUAGAAAGGGGUAGAAGAAUAUAUAAUGAAUGUCCAUGAAUUGAGUGCCAAAUAGCAUUAAAAGAAAAUAAGAUGGAUAUAUCUUUUAGUCCUUUCUACAAAGUGUAAAUUAUGCAUAGUAGUUCCAACAGAUUACAAUAUUUGUUAAAAAAUCUUGAAAUCAGGGGUGUACUGUACGGGCCAAGCCUCCUUGUUAAUACCGAAAAGUAGCUAAUUUCUACGCUUACUUUCGAAAGGUAUUGCACCAGCCGCUAGAAAAUGGCAGUAUAGCCGCAAAAAUUUCUCAACCAAUAAAGUAUUAAAUAGCUCUAGCAAGUUAUGUAAGAUGAUAGAAAAUUUGUAAUGUAUUGUGGACAAUAAUAGGUAUUUUAUAAAAGUAUAUUGCUAAAGACUCGAUUCAAGAAUGGGCAAUUUUUUUGCUACAUAAAGCUAAUGACACCCAAGAAAGGUUUUAGUAUCAAGUACACUUUUAUAAUUCGUCUGUUUUUAUGAUAGGUUAAUUAAUCAAUUGGCUUAAGUGUUAUAUCAGCCAAUCACGGCUGAAUUCGUCAUGAUAGAGAUGCCAAAGAAGAAUCUUCAUGGAUACAUUUUGAAAAUAUUAUUUGCUAUUUGCGUGAUAUGAAAAGGCCCCGUAUGCGAAGAACAGAAUAGGUCUGAACCCUUUGAGCCUUUUCGGGUUGGACAGUAGGCCUUUUCAUAUCACGUGGGGUAUUCGAAACAUAAUUCUGCUGCGAUUAGAGAAAUGUUGAUGCCCGUUUCAUUGUUCGUUACUAAGUUCAUCCUCGAAAGUGGGAUUUCAAAAUUAAUCUUCGAACUCAUCUCUGUGCAAGCAUUUGACAAAGAAAGCUAUCUGCGAGGGAGAAACCUGCCUAAGAACCUUCGUUUUUGCGAGCCAUCUGUGCACUUCUGCAGCCAUACAGAAACAGAAAUCAUGGGAACAUGCCUUUCAGCAAAGAG